Anopheles arabiensis is the source of this 9591-nucleotide messenger RNA. RefSeq names its product catenin delta-2 (gene p120ctn). Bases 800 to 3724 code for a protein of 974 amino acids. Gene Ontology annotation, cellular component: cytoplasm; plasma membrane; nucleus. Gene Ontology annotation, biological process: cell-cell adhesion; cell-cell junction assembly. Gene Ontology annotation, molecular function: cadherin binding. Lineage: Eukaryota; Metazoa; Arthropoda; Insecta; Diptera; Culicidae. The record is from RefSeq and is a predicted model, not a curated record. The transcript has 4 exons.
UUUCUAGGGCGCGAUACAUCAAAAAAACAAAUAUGGCGACUCGGUUCGAUCGGAGCUGGAAUUAGUGUCGGUGCAUGUUUGGCGAAAAUUAUCCAUUUUCCAAUCACGGCUCGCGGUGCCGCCAGUGUGCAAAGCGUAGAGGAAACGUCCCGCCACCCGGUGCGAGUGAAGUUCGGGUACGACUGUGUGGUACAGUGCGUGAAAUCGUGCGAAAAGAAAAUCGGUCCCAUCCCUGGAUCCGCGGGUGUAUGUAGAGUGUGUGUGUGUGUGACGGUCGGUCAAACCUCAGCCCCUUGAAGCGGGUGGUGUUGAAAGCAAAAGCAAGUGUAAGUAGAAGCAGAAUAAGAAGAAGCAGCAGAGAGGGAGUGAAAAGGAGCAAGAGAGAUUGCGGCGUGCGGUGUGUGAACUGGUGAAGAGCGGUCCAGUAAAGCGGGCAAAAGAGAGAAAGAAGAAUCCGCAGUACGUGUGACAGAGAGUCGCCGAAGCAGACGUGCGUAUGUGUGUGUGGUUUUGUGAUUUGCUAGAGUGAGAAAGGAGGAAAGCAGGGCUGGAACCGUGAGCUGGUUGUGCGGCGUGACAACGAAGCAUGCCGAUGCGUGGCUCAGUGGAUGCAUGUGUAGGUGUGUGAAUGCAACAGCACAAACAAGACGGGCGCCGCUAGUGUGUGAGUGUGUAUCCUUGGUGAACCAGUAGUGAACGCGUGCAAGUGGUGGUAGGCCCCCCCAAACAUUAAACUGGCCUGCUGGGGUUGUUGACCGUAACAGGCAAAACAGCGAAAGAGAGCAAAGGAACCACAUCAAUGCAUAGUGAGGAUGAUCUAAUUGCUCGAGCACACAACCACCAUCAGCAGCAGCAAACGACACAGCAGAUCACGACCAUCACGAAGGUCGUGCGGGAGGUGAAGCAGUUGGGACCGGAUGCUGGACAACCGUUCGACUAUGUAGCAAUGCCUCUAGACAUGGGAACCGACGGUCAACCGAUCGACUACGUGUCGAUGCCGAUGGGUAUGUACACGACCCGGACGCAGUACUUGAACUUCAACCACAUGGACCAGCCGGAGCAGAUGGUGGGUGGGGCCGGCGGUGGUCCACCUGUCCAGCAGUCGGCGCACCUGCCGCCGGGCGCCAAGGUGAUGGGCGGCGGCGGACCGGGUAUGCCCGGUGCGAUGGGAGGCGGCGGCGGUGGGCAAGGACACUAUCAGGACUACGAGCAUUACGCGCAGUACACGGACGCCGGGUACGAUCUCGGCCAGGCGGCACACCAUCCCGGCCACGCGCAGUCCUAUCUCGGCGAGUAUCAGAUGAACGAUCGCUCCAACACGCCGCACACGUCGAGCGAGAACAGCGAAUCGUCCAUCCCGAUGCCGAUGGGGGUGGCGCAGAUGAGCGGCGGCAACCCGUCGGCCGCCGCGUUGAUGGCGGGCCCGGGCGGCUACCUGCAGGGGCAGUACGACGAGAUGGGCGAGUACGUGAUUGCGCCCGGGCAGGGUGGCCCGGUCGAUCGGCUCUACCCGGACAACCCGUCCGCCAUGGUGUACGGGUACGUGUCGACCCCGCCGUACGGCACGAUCAGCUCGCACAUGGACCCGAACGGGGGCGUGGAGCCGACGUACGCCACCAAGCAGCAGCUGGCGUACGAAGCGGCCACCGCCCAGCAGCGAGCCGGAGGGGGCGUUGGCGGCGGCGGCGUAGUAGGAAACGUAGCGCCGGACGGGUCGUGCUACUACGACGGCGAGGACGAUCUGCACCAGCAGCUGUCGAACCUGCAGAUACAUAAUCACGUGUUUUUACAGCACAUCAUCACGUCGCCGGGCGGCAACAAUCGGCCGGGCGUGAGCGGGGCCGGCGGGCCCUCGAAUGGGGCCGGCGGCGGGGGCGGCGGCAUGCCGGACGGUAGCGGCGGCGGGAUGGAUCUGGACGAGCAGCGGCAGAUGAAGUGGCGCGACCCGAACCUGACCGAGGUAAUCGGCUUCCUGAGCCACCCGAACAACGCGAUCAAGGCGAACGCGGCCGCCUACCUGCAGCACCUGUGCUACAUGGACGACCCGAACAAGCAGCGGACGCGCACGCUCGGCGGCAUCCCGCCGCUGGUGAAGCUGCUCGGGCACGAGAACACGGACGUGUUUCGGAAUGCGUGCGGCGCCCUGCGCAACCUGUCUUACGGGCGGCAGAACGACGAGAACAAACGUGCAAUUAACGCGGCGGGCGGCAUCCAGGCGCUGAUCCACCUGCUGCGCCGGACGGCCGAGUCCGACAUCAAGGAGCUGGUGACGGGCAUCAUCUGGAACAUGUCGUCCUGCGAGGACCUGAAGCGGUUCAUCAUCGACGACGCGGUGCUGGUGAUCGUGUCGUACAUCAUCAUCCCGCACUCGGGCUGGGACCCGACCAACCCGGGCGAAACCUGCUGGAGCACAGUGUUCCGCAACGCGUCCGGCAUCCUGCGCAACGUCAGCUCGGCGGGCGAGUACGCGCGGAAGAAGCUGCGCGAGUGCGAGGGGCUGGUCGAUUCGCUGCUGUACGUGAUCCGGAUAGCGAUCGAGAAAUCGAACAUCGGCAACAAGAUCGUGGAGAACUGCGUGUGCAUACUGCGCAACCUGUCGUACCGCUGCCAGGAGGUGGAGGACCCGAACUACGACAAGAACCCGAUCCCGCACCACGGCUCUGAUGGGGGCAUGAGCGGUGGCAGCGGUUCGCACGGCGGUGGCUCGAUCGUGGUGAGUGCGGCCGCUGCGUCGUCCAAGGGCGAAAAUCUGGGCUGCUUCGGGGCGAGCAAAAAGAAGAAGGAACAGCAGGCAGCGGCAGCGGCCGCGCAGCAGCAGGCGGCCGCCGACAAGGACCACUCCAACGCGAACGGCGACCCGUCGAGGAUGGCGUACAAAAACACUGCUCACUAUAAAGGAGCGGAACAGCUGUGGCAACCGGACGUUGUACAUUCUUAUCUUGCCUUACUGCAGAGCUGUUCGAACCCGGAGACGCUCGAGGCGGCGGCCGGUGCGCUGCAGAAUCUGGCCGCCUGCUACUGGCAGCCGAGCAUAGAGAUCCGGGCGACCGUGCGCAAGGAGAAGGGUUUGCCGAUCCUGGUCGAGCUGCUGCGCAUGGAGGUGGACCGGGUGGUGUGCGCGGUAGCGACGGCCCUGCGCAAUCUAGCUAUCGACCAAAGAAACAAGGAGCUGAUCGGAAAGUACGCGAUGCGCGACCUGGUGCAGAAGCUACCGUCGGGCAAUCCGCAGUGCGACCAGGGCACCUCGGACGACACGAUAGCGGCGGUGCUGGCCACGCUGAACGAGGUGAUCAAGAAGAAUGCCGAGUUCGCGCGGUCGCUGCUGGAUGCGGGCGGCGUCGAGCGGCUGAUGAACAUGUCGCGGCAAAAGUCCAAGUACACGCCGCGCGUGCUCAAGUUCGCCAGCCAGCUGCUGUUUACCAUGUGGCAGCAUCAGGAUUUGCGCGACGUGUACAAGAAGCACGGCUGGAAGGAGCAGGACUUUGUGACGAAGACGAUCGCGUCGCGCAACCUGAACAGCAGCAAUGGCGGGGCGGGCGGCAGCUACAGCGACAACUCGCCCAACUCGCCGAACAACACGCUCAACCGUCCGAUGGCGUCGCAGAGCGGCACGCGGUACGAGGACCGCACGAUGAAGCGGCAGCAGGCGUCCUCGUCGGCGAACAACGGUGGCCAGGCCAUGUCGUUACCACCGGGCGACGGUACCAUCAAGAUGGGAAGAUGAACAAACAUGCCAGCUGCCAGCGAAUACCGAUAGCUCUCCACUGGUGAGGAGAUCGCAAUUUUAGAGAAAACCGGGGGCAACUCUGUCUGUUUGAAUGGAGGAUAUAUUAAUGCUUAGACCGACGAUCCCCCCCCCGCCACAACAUACACACGGGUGACGACGGCUGGUACAUGAUGCCACCGGAUGGAGUUCGUAGCUGCUGUUGCUCUGCUGCUGCGGCAGCAACCUCUGAAACGAUCUUUUUACGCGUAGAAAGCUACCACAUAUAACGUCAGCACAGCGCCACAAGCGCCAUCUUUGGUGCAGCAAACAGGAGAGAGAGGAAACACAAUGUGCAGCAGUGAUGGACACGACGCCCCGUUGCAAGCUUGGCGCAUAGGAUAUGAUUUUCGAUUAUUGCACUAGCUUCCAAACACUCUCUUUCUAUCUCACUCUCUCUCAACUCUCUAUCUCUCUCUUUCUCUCGACAUACACUUAUACUGACAACAUCCUAAGCCACCUACAGACAUACAACACACGACGCUCCAAUAUUUCUUCAUUAUUACCCACAAAGUAUAGGCUGACAGCCACGCGUCACACCACCUAGUAGUAGUAGUAGUAGCAGUAGUAGCAGCAGUAGUAGUAAUAAUAAUAGUAGGGUAGCUAGAGAGUCAGCUGACUAAGGCCGAUAUAAUAGUGUGUACAGCAAAAGCGGUUCAUCCAAUCAGUAGUCCCCCUCUUCCUCAAUUGGUUUCUCGAUGAAAACAUUCGUUUUUGCGCGUGGUGAAGGCAUGGAACAGGUUGUCAUGGAAUUGUUCGGGAGAAAAAUAGUAACUUACUAAGGAGGAGGUCUGUGUGCGACCGGAUGCUUGUUGUACACAACACUAAGGAUCCCGCUCUGUCGCCUUGUCACUAUUUUUACGGUGCUCGUUAGGUUUGCCCUUGCAUUUAUUUUCAAUUUAAAUUGAAUUUAAAUGGUUGCAUUUUUACUGUUACUACAAAUGCUACUACUUCACCCCACCCUUCCAAAAGCGCACACACACACUGAGUUCUAAUAAGCUAAGCGUUUACUUGUCGAACUUCAAUUAGAAUUUGGCUAUUCGGUCGAAUUAGAAUUCGGCUAUUCGGUUGAUGGCUAAUAGGAAUGCAAAUGUGCAGAAUAUAAAGCUCUAUAUUCGAUGGACUAUUUAAACAAAUCACAACACUGGUUUCCUUAGCCGAGCAUCACCUCCGCCAUCAUCAUCUACGCUCUUUUCUAUGCACUGAUGUUAUUUAAAAGAUCUUCGUUUUGGUGGUUCCAUGGCUAGAGCGUCACUCUCUUUUGCGGUGAAGGAGAAAGGCACUGUUAUUCAAAUCAUCUUUCCAGUCUCUGUUGUUUUUGGUGUAAGACAGCAUGUUCGGGAAACGAUUUUGGCACUGGAAUUGCUAGUGUUUUCCUUCCGAUGUGCGAUCGGUUCAAUCAAGCCCACAAUGUCAUUCACUCAGACUAAUCUAAACUAUCUAUCAGUCUCUAUCAUACUCUACGUUCUCUUACAUCGAUUGUCUUUAGCUCCCGUGUCUGUGUGUUGCCACGGCCAUAUCAGAAUCAGACGGGCAAAGGCAACGGUGAAGAAAAAGGGAUAAAAACAAGUCUUCUAUUGGACGCCACAAUCUAACUGCGAUUAUUAAACGUACUCACAACUAAAACCCACAGACAUCAUAGUGCUGGUAAUCUCAUAAUAACUUCAUACACCAUAAUUACCCCCCUCCGCCCGCAAACAUCUAAUGAGAGAAGAGUGAAUGAAAGAUACGCCGCAAAAAGGGAAGAGAAUGGGAAUUAGGACGGUACAAGAAACAAACUAAAAUUAAAGCGAGUUGUGCGAGUGGGUGUGAGUGCGUGUAUCUGAUGAACUGAACAGAAAGAGGGUAUCAUUACUCAACCUCCUCCGCCAACCAACCUACGUUUAAAGCAAAACAUUCCUCAGCAACAACAACAAAAAAAGGCGCAAAAACGUACAACAUUGUAUAAUCUCGAUUUCUUACCCGGGAUCUCUGCAUAAUUAGUAAGGCACGCUCUCACUGUAAUUAAGGAUGGCGUCGUAGUCGAUGGCUGCAGGGAAAAGGAUCUUUGGAGAAAGACAGACACACACACACACAAAACAAAAAUUAGUCAAGCAUCGAAUCGCACGAAUCGCAUCCACCUCUACCCGGCACCUAUACUGGAACAUACGAAAUAAUCAUUCACGCCAUUUAAACAUUCAGCGUACCAUCUCUUAGCGCACCAACAAAACGAUCAAUGUAAACUAUCACACACACACGCGCGCACGCGCACACACACAGAGACACGCAUAAUAACGAAGGCUCAUUUAUCAUUACUGCUGGCGCAUACAAGAAGAUAAGGGGAUUGAAUCUUUCCAUUUUGCGCGAUCGCGGUGAAGCUGAGAGAAUUGGGUGUGCGGGCACUUCGUCACCACCACAGAUCGUCAAAUCAUAGAAAAAUCAGCUGAGGUAGAAAGAGAGAGAGAGAGAAAGAGAAAGAGCAUAAGAAAUUUAGACCAUUCCUUUUGUACUCUGGUGUAGUAUGUGUGUGUGUGCAUGUGUGUACAGUCUCCUAACCCAUCUCCCAUCCCCAUCCUAUUGGAAUGGAAAGGAACUGGAAGGAAGUUUACAGUUCUAGGUGUAGAUCCUGUUGGAUUACACUCCACGCGGGACAAACAGAAGCAAAACAAAACAACAUAUGUAUGGCACUCCGAUAUAUAUAUAUACAAGGCACGAAACGUAGAGCAUCUACUACAAAUCUCCAUUUUACUUCCUCGCUCGAAACUAGUACGAAAAUUGAAAACAAACAAAAAAACGAACAAGAAACAAGGGGCAGCAUGAGGGUGGAUGGUUGAAGACAUAGAAACAACACUAUACCUAGCUCAAAUAUAAUAUAAAUAUAGGCAUACAUAAUAGCGACAGGCAAAAGUAAUGGAAUAUUUGGAACAUGUACUAAAUACUAUCAUGUAAAACACGGCGGCGCGGACGGGGACGGAUAAGCAAACAAAAAUAGGAUAAAUCUAGUAGCUCACUAUACAAAAAAUUCAUCCCACGGGGAAAGACAGAGCCAGCCAGCCAGCAAGACAGACGGACAACAGUCAAAGGGGUGGCGUUUAUACAGCAAAUAACACCGUUACAAAACGUUACACGCGUAAUGAUAACAUAGAUUCACAGACACACUCACACAACAAACAAUUGUGUAGCUUUCGGUUGGUGCUUUUUUCGUUUGGUGAUUGGUUUAUUGUUUUUCUUUAAUUUAAACCAUUAAAAUCAUGCCUCGUGCGCUCUCAUUAAAAAUGCUCUCACCGAACAUGGCACAAGGGGAGAGCAAACACAUUGUGAGGAGGGUGAGUAGUAGCGAUGAGGGGUAGAGGAGUAGUAGGAAGAUUAGAUCAAGUAAGCAAAAAACAAAAACAAAAACAAAAAGAACAGAAAAGACAUGAUGCAAAUGGAAAUGAAAUUUCUUCGAACGAUUUCUCUUCGCUCCUUCAAUUCAAAACGAAUCUGAAUGUAGAAUAUAUAAUGAUAAAAAACACACAUAAUUAACACACACACACACAAAAGAAGAAACUCCUCAUAAAAAACGAAUUGUCGAAAGGAUAGGCGAAUGAAAAAUGAAGCAAAAAACUCCAAUACAUAACAUGGGUAACAGGAAACGGAAGGAAUCUUAAGCUCGUCUCGUGCGCAUAUGUGAAACCACAAUACCCACAAUGCUGUGAAAACUAAUAUUGACUAGAGCAGGCGCAUAACGCUGCUGCUGAGAAUUAAAUACAACUGCACGCACCCAACAUACAGACAUACAGAGUGACCGGAGGAAAAAAAAAGCGGCAAAAAGAAAGGUCCGUCGGUGGGGUAGAACAAAUGUUAGAUUAGGAGUAAUUAUUAUACAAAUACCCAGGCAGCGCAGCAACCGGACUUAAACGGUUACGACGAAACUCUUGCGCUCAAAUCCCACGUGUGUUUGUGUGUGGUACACGUGGUGGACCACGUGGUGUGCAAAAUGCAAACCCCGUAUCUGCCCAGCACGGUCGUAGUAGGCAGGGCAGCAGCACAUCCCUACCCUUCCCUGCUGGAAGUAUGACUUUUGGAGUGCAAGACAGGCUAGAGGAGGAGGGGUGGGGGGGGGGGGUUCGGACGGAGUAACAUACCUUAAAGAUUACACGAUUUUACGGUCAAUUUUAUCAUAUAAAAAAUAUACACGGGAGAACAAAAACAAAAAAACAAAACGCAGCUACAAAACUACACACCCGCCACUAACACUAGCGCGCCGCGCUCUUGUUGGUUUUUGGGAGGGGAGAAAGGAAGUUCGCUUCCACCAGCCGCGUGCGUGCGUGCGUGCGUGGCCGUUCUGAACGGGUGUGAAUAAUCGAACGUUUGUGGUGGUGGUGGAACCAUUGAUAUGCCAUACAGGAGGAAGUGUUAACGGAAAUGAAACCAUACGUGUGCGGCGGCAUUUAUCUAGAAGAGUAUCCGCCGGAUGUGUACGAUCUGACAUUUACUAGGGAGCUUCAGUUUUCAUUUACCGUGUUUCGCAAUAUUCAUAAAAUCACAAUCUCCCCCACCAUGUUUUCUUCUUUACGUUUCAAAUCAUAUCUCGUAACAUCUUGCACACACACACACACCCACACAAAUCGUGCGGUUUUGCGGUUGUUUUGGAAAAGUUUCACUGGUUGAUGCGCAAGAAGCGGCGCACCCUGUGUGUAUGCGCAAUCGGGGGUGCAAGGGUAAGCGCGCAUGUAGCGCGCACGCGGGUAUGGCGUAUAGUAAGAGUAGGCGCAGACGAGAGAAACACGCGGGUUGCAAGGAAUAUUACACUAAACCGCUCGAGAGCAGAGGAAAGUGGCUAAAAGUAUUGAGAGCGGAAGUAGCAGGAACUGUUAAAAAGACAGCCCCGUAAGAGGCGUGCAUGUGUUUGUGGAAAAGAUUGUGCAGGGCUUAUACCCUACUAAUUAGUAAGCUAAUCUGGGAUGUAAAAUGAUGCACCUCGGCCACAGACACACAUUAAUUCAGGGUACAUGGGUAGGGUAGGGGGUGCGGAUGGAAAUAGCAUUGAACGGAACCGAACGCAACCCACGGUGGUGUAGUAGCUGAAUUAUUGCAAUUCCAUCUAAAUACUUAAUGAUUAUCUCAAUCGUUCAACGGUGAUGUGUGUUGUGUGGUGCGGAGAAGGAUUGCGAAGAAGGGGUUCAUCGUCAUGAAGGAGCAGCUUUGGUUUUGUACUACUGAUUUGAACACUAUUUUACACUAGUUUCUUCCGUUUAGUAAGCUAGAGAGCUUAGCAGAGUAACGAAUGAUGAUGCAUACACACGUGUACCGGUAAUUGUGAAAUUGUUUAUUUUAUUUUAUUGCGCUGUAUUUUCUGAUUUAGAUAAUAUAAUAUAUAUAAUAUACACACACAAUUAUACAUAUAAUUUAAUGCGAUAUUUCGUUGAGUUUAAAGGUGGACUCGGUUGGAAAUUAGCUGGAAGGAUAUUAAAAAAAUGUGGGGGUAAAGAAAAAGCAUGGAGCCUCUCCCCUCAUCAUCAUCAUUCAGCCCAAAUCCCGUGAGCCUAUGGGUGGCAAUGGUCGACAGCGGAGGUUGAUGUGUUGUGUUAGGCGGGAAGACAUUCGAAUUAAGACGAGGGAAAAGAAGGGGUAUAACCAUACAUUAUGUCCGUUUUUGCGCUAGGCUGAAAAAGAGAGAACGAGCGAGAGAGAAGUAAAACACACCUCCUGCUGCAGUAAAAUUGCAAGUAAAAGCAACAGCAACAACAACAACAACAACAACAACAACAAACAAGGUAUAUUUUAAACCAUGAGUAAGCAUAAAAAGGAAAAUGAGUUUUUUUUUGAAAAUGCAAUAAAAAUAAAUUAUUGAUAUUCAAAUAAAA